Messenger RNA from Exophiala spinifera, 939 nucleotides. RefSeq lists its product as uncharacterized. Gene Ontology annotation, molecular function: cytoskeletal motor regulator activity; calcium ion binding; myosin heavy chain binding. Bases 1 to 939 code for a protein of 312 amino acids. Gene Ontology annotation, biological process: actomyosin structure organization; mitotic cytokinesis. The transcript has 2 exons. NCBI's taxonomy places the organism in Eukaryota, Fungi, Ascomycota, Eurotiomycetes, Chaetothyriales, Herpotrichiellaceae. Gene Ontology annotation, cellular component: myosin II complex; cytoplasm. The record is from RefSeq and is a predicted model, not a curated record.
AUGGCUUCUUACAAGUCCACAUUCAAUUCUCCUCGUUCUUCUCCCUUUCGCCGUCCUGCUUCGCCAGGGUCUCCAACUAUUGCCACUGGAAGACCGAAUACUCCUCCAACAAACAGAAGUGGCGCAUCUCCCAUGACCUCUCCGUCCAAGCUCAAGCAUGCAUACACCGUGUCGGAAGAGGAGGAGGAAGAGGAGCCAAUUUCAACGCCGUCCAAAACUAAGACCGACUCUAUGCCAUACAGAAGGGCGCAGACGGAACCUCCUCCAUCACCUACAGCACACCGACUACCAUCAUCUCCCAGCAAACGUGACAACAGUCCGAUGAUGGUCCCGUCCUCGUUCUCUAGAGAAUCUCGGAGAGUUGUCUCGAAUGGUCUCUCCCAGAACGAUAACCUCUCCAAACUUCCACCACAACUCCUCCACAAUAUGCGCGAGUCGUUUUCGGUACUUGACUCCAACUCCAACGGAAGCAUUGACGCGGCUUCGGUGGCCGAAACACUCCAAUCUUUAGGUCUACAUGAGAGUAAUCUCUCGCAAUUCUUCCCGCCCGGGCAACCUCAACAGCUCUCACUACCUCAGUACCUCAAUCAACUCGCAAACAUUCUUGUCGGGCUGUCUCCUCAGCAAGAACUGCUCAACGCGUUCUCCGCCUUUGAUGAUGAUGAUAGUGGACAGAUUGAUGUUGCAGAACUUCGCUCAGCACUACAGAAUACAGUUCCAGAUCCAGGCGAGCGUCCUUUAAGCGAGAGAGAUAUUGACCGAGCCAUGGAAGGUUUUACGGGCAGAAGGAUUCUAGGGAAGAAUGUGAUCGGUAUUGCUGGUGUCCGGGGUCUCAAUACCCCCGCUCCAAAGAAAGGUGGUGAUGUGUUUCGAUACCAAGAAUUUGUAGCGAACUUGACCGGAGGUCCUGCCACAGAACAGGUCCAGGGGGUUCAUUGA